CGUCCGCGGGCGACGGUUGCCGCGGUGACGGGUAACGGCGGCUCGGAGCCGCGCUCGGCCGAGCUCGCGCUGCGGGGCGGCUGCCGGCCGAGCCAUGGAGGUCAGCCUGGCCCGCGUGGACUACCUGCAGGUGGGCGUCACGGCGCAGAAGACCAUGAGGCUGCUCCCCGCGUCGGGCCGCAGGGCCACUCAGAAGGUGGUGGUGGGCGAUCAGGACGGAGUGAUUACCUGCUUCGGCAUAAAAAAGGGGGAACCUGCGACGGUGUUCAAAACACUGCCCGGCCCCAAAAUCGCACGCCUGGAGCUGGGAGGAGCUCUUAACACACCCCAAGAGAAAAUCUUUGUGGCCACGGGAUCGGAAGUCAGAGGUUUCACAAAAAGAGGGAAGCAGUUCCUCUCCUUUGAAACUAACCUCACUGAAGACAUCAAAGCUAUGCACAUUUCAGGAGCAGAUCUCUUUCUUUGUGCAAGCUAUAUCUAUAACCACUACUGCGACUGCAAAGACAAACACUACUACUUGUCAAGAGAUAAAAUCAAUGAUGUUCUCUGCCUUCCUGUAGAUAAAGUGAAUUGUAUUACCCCAGUGCUUGCGUGUCAGGAUAGAGUCCUCAGAGUUUUACAGGGAUCUGAUCUACUGUAUGAAGUAGAAGUUCCUGGACCACCUACUGUUCUUGCUCUAAACAACGGAGAUGGAGGUGAUUCUGGAGAAGAAAUUGUAUAUGGAACUUCUGAUGGUAAACUGGGGCUUAUCCAGAUUACUGGUUCUGCUUCUGUACCUAAGUGGGAAAUUGACAAUGAAAAAAAGAGAGGAGGUAUCUUAUGCAUUGAUAGUUUUGACAUUCUGAGAGAUGGAGUUAAAGAGUUACUCGUUGGGCGAGAUGAUGGAGUGCUGGAAAUCUAUAGCUUUGAGAGUGCAGAUGAUCCUGUCCUUCGGUAUGAUUAUGUUUUAUCAGAGAGCAUUUCAUCAAUCCAGGGUGGCUGUGUAGGAAAAGAUGGUUAUGAUGAAGUUUUAGCAUGCACGUAUUCAGGCUGGCUGACAGGACUGACUACAGAACUUGCCUAUAGAGAAGGUGGAUCAGGUGAAGAGCUAAAACUAAGUCAAGAAAUGCAGAGCAAGAUUUCAUCCUUAAGGAAUGAAGUGGAACACUUACAGAUGAAAGUACUUGGUGAACGUGAGAAGUACCAGCAGUCUUCUCAGUCCAGUUCUGCUGUUUCAUCAGUACCUGCAUUCAGUGUGAAUGAUAAGUUUACACUAAAUAAAGAUGAUGCUAGCUACAGUCUCAUCUUGGAGGUGCAAGCAGCUAUAGAUAUUAUCCUGGUGCAGAGUGAUGUCCCUGUAGACUUGCUGGAUGUGGAUAAAAAUUCUGCUGUUGUUAGUUUUAGCAACUGCGAUUCUGAUCCAAAUGGCAACUGUCUUCUUGCCACUUACAGAUGCCAAGCAAAUACUACAAGACUUGAACUUAAGAUUCGAUCAAUUGAAGGACGAUAUGGGACACUUCAAGCAUAUGUAACUCCAAGAAUUCAACCAAAAACCUGCCAAGUUUAUCAAUACCAAAUUAAACCCCUUUCACUGCAUCAGAGAACUCAUUCUAUCGACCAUGACAGGCCAAUGAAUACGCUGAUGCUCAAAGGACAAUUCAGUUUUGCUGAAAUUCACUCUUGGGUUGUGUUUUGCUUGCCUGAAGUCCCUGAAAGGACUCCACCUGGAGAGAGUGUCACCUUUUAUUUUCAAAACACCUUCCUGGGUACCCAGCUUGAAAGUACUUACAGAAUAGGUGAGGGAUGUUUCAAGUCUGACAAUAUUUCUACAAUAUCCAUCCUAAAAGAUGUUCUUUCCAAAGAGGCUACUAAAAGGAAGAUUAAUCUCAACAUAUCAUUUGAUAUAAAUGAAGAAUCUGUGAGGCAUACAUUAAAACUCAUCCACCCCAAAUUAGAGUAUCAGCAGCUGUUGGCCAAGAAGGUUCAUUUAAUAGAUGCUUUGAGAGAAUUACAAGUUCAAGAAGGAAACGUGGACUUCUUGGUGCCAGAAUACCGCUGUAUUUUGGAAGAGGCAGAUCAACUGCUUGAGGAAUACAAGAAACAACCUGCACAUCUUGAGAGGCUUUAUGGUAUGAUCACAGAUCUCUUCAUAGAUAAAUUUAAAUUUCGAGGCACCAACGUGAAGAGCAAAGUUCCUCUCCUGCUGGAGCUGCUGGAUGGCUGUGAGCAGGACCGGCUGAUCGCGUUCUUUGAGGCUGCAUCCUGAGCGGGAAGCGAGGAGAGAGCGUGCAGUGCUGCCUGUCCUUCCUCGGCUCGUUUCUUUGUUUGGUUAAAUCGCGGUGUUACAGGUGGUUUUGAUGGAAGGAAAAGUCCUCUUUUUUUGUAAUGCCAGUUCCUUCGUGUGCUCUAUUGCCGUGCUGAGUGCGGUAGUCACUUCCAGUUCGUACAGAUCGCUCCCGUGCGAAGCUGCACACGCGUUCCUAUGCGCGCAGCUGAUCUUUGCACCUCAAGCGAACGUACAGAAACAGCCGUAACCACCAGCCUUUUUCCAGAAUGCAUGUUCAGUACUGUUAAAAGCUAUGCACGGGGAGCAGGGGGGUAGGAAUGUAAGAACGAUGUUUUUAAAACGCGCUUAGAAGCCUGUACGCCCGAAACUCGAGUUUUUAAUUAAAGCUUAAUUAAAGUUUCUAAACCAAGUCGCGCU
Messenger RNA from Phasianus colchicus (ring-necked pheasant), 2683 nucleotides. RefSeq names its product Bardet-Biedl syndrome 7 (gene BBS7). Gene Ontology annotation, biological process: intracellular protein localization; intracellular transport; non-motile cilium assembly. Lineage: Eukaryota; Metazoa; Chordata; Aves; Galliformes; Phasianidae. The record is from RefSeq and is a predicted model, not a curated record. Gene Ontology annotation, molecular function: protein binding. Gene Ontology annotation, cellular component: axoneme; BBSome; ciliary basal body.